GAGGAACUAAACAGCGAGGGCUUCAUCAACAGAGGUGUGAGUCUCCCUACAGGAGAAGGCAGACUAGCGGAUAGCCGGACAAGGGAUGUACUACGGAAUACUCUCUGGCUGAUAAAUAGUCGACGUUGUUUACUGAAUAUAUAUAAUCGUCUGGAGAUAGAGAUGUUUAAGUAAAACUGGCUUCGAAUGUGUUGUCGGAAUUGGAACUUUCAUAAAUUUUUCGCUGCCACGGGAACUGCUUGGACAUUUUAGCUGUAACCGUGCCUCGUUUGCGUCACGGUUUGGAGUUCCCUCCCUGGCUGGACAUUUUGCGUUUUGUUUAGGUUUUCGCAACAGAAAGAUAACUCCAUCCAGACCACAUUUGGCUGGUAGGUUUAUUCCCGUUCUCAGAUGCGUUAUUUGGGUAGCGAUUGAUCCUGGGGUGUGCGCUUCGCGAUGGCCGCAUCGGGCGGACAGAAGAGCGAGAAGUUGGACGAGGCACAGGCGUUGGCCCGGAGCUGCGCCGGGAGACCGGACUUUCUACCGUGCGAUGGACUGUCCAUUUGCGCGACACACAGCCACGGGAAAUGCUUCAAGCUCCACUGGUGCUGCCACUUGGGAUGGUGUCACUGUAAAUAUGUGUACCAGCCGAUGACCAAUGUGUGCCAUCUUCCCAGCACCCCAGUGCCUGCUGCAGUCACAGACCACGCCCACACUAUGGACCUCACUGUCCUAUUGGCCGAAAGCUUCCUCAGGACUGCCCCUGCCUUCCAAGCCCCGCCUUGCCCGGAGUCUCCCAAGUUCUGCGUGAUCUCAGACCUCUUUGUGGAUGACUACAUGGUGAAGCGCAUCAACGGGAAGAUGUGCUACGUCCAGAGGCCCCAGCCACCAACCAUGCCCAGCCCGCCGCAGUCCCAUCCCCCCCGGCUCCGCAACCCAGCAGCCCAGCCCAAACCCCAACUGACCCCCGGACUGCAGACACAGGGCAGACCACGCCCCCAGGGCCACAAGCCCAGCCCCCUGGCAGACAAGGUCACCGCCCCCAAAAUGGAUCACUGCUCCUCGCCGUCAAGCUCAGAGGAUUCUGGGAUAAAUGCCCUUGGCAGCCAUUACAUGGAAUCAUGUGACGAGGGUUCAGAGGACGAGGAGGACGACGAGGAGGAUGAGGAGGAAGAGGAUUUGAGCAGUGACGGUGGAGACUCUAGUCCAGGAAGUAUGUGGGACCAGGAUGAGUGCUCCUUGCUGUCCCCGUCCAAGUCCACGGUGGAGAUCAUCGAGAAGAUUGAGACAACGGUCUAAGACCACUGGCCCGGUCGCAGAGACAUCUGGUUUAGCGUCUCUCACACACAGACUGCCAACGCUCCCCUAGCAACAGUUCAGUAGUCAUACAAUCCAGAAUAGUGACCUGUCACCUAUGACGUUUGACCUUUAACCCUGGAACCCCAGCAUGGUGUGAAUACUGCCUAUUCCGCCCUGCUUCGACCCUCGCGGUCUCACUCCAACUCGAUACAGAACGUCCGUCGACGGCAGAGAACCCAGUCAAGAACAAGAGCACAAGUGGUGUUAUCUGAACAGCCCAAUCUAAUGGCCAACCAAACAGACGCGGAACCAGAACAACACGUGUGACUAAAUGGAUUGCAGGGCUGGUAUGUUUUACAAAGACAACAAAGUGGCAACCUGUAGACCUCCGGUUAUCUGUGUAGAACACUACUUAUGACCAGUGACCAGCGGGGAUCAGUCAAAGGGAGUGAACUAUGGAGGGGAUAGGGAGGCAUUUGAGACCCACGCACAUCUUACAUCACCUCUGCACUAACAAGCAUCUUCACUAGCAUAAAGCACAAACAAGGAGAUGAGAGGACGGUCAAGAGAGAAAAACAAUGCCAAGAUGAAUGCUUGACAUCGAAGGCACGUCUGAAUUAUUACGCAACGUUGAGUUCGCGGACGACUGGCUGCGGCGGGAACGAGGAAAAAAAGAGUGAGAUCGUACAGACUGGACGUCGUACCUGGCCAAGGCUUUCUGACAAUCAUCCGACUGGAAUCGACCACCUGAGACCCUGCUGACAGAAGAUCAUUCACAUGUAGCAUUCAAGGCUGAGUAGAGGGAGCACUGGGCUCGGCCAGAUCCUUGUAUUUUGAUAAUGUUAAAUAUUGUUCUAAUUCUAGAUAUCAAAUAGCACUAUAUAAACAUGGUAUUUCCCACGUAAUGUUAAUGGCUUAGAUGGCUGCCAUAGAAUGUUGUAGUGUCAUGUAAAUGUACCAUGAGAGAUGGAAGCGGACCAGUAAUUUAAGGGACAAUCAAUGAGGAGCUAUGGGUUCACAGAUCACUUUCAGGGGUCCUGUUUAACACAAGGCCAGGGUUGUUUCCAGUGCGUGACUUGGGCUAAAAUAAGUGCAGGAACUGCCAAAUCGCACUUUAAACUAUGUUCAUCUACAUGUAUUUGUUCAUAAGGCUUAUUCCAAUAAGGCUUGGUCUUUUGCCUAAAAAAGGAACCGUAACGCUGUUUGCCUGAAUUUAGAACACUGUUCCGGCCCAAGUCAAGCACUGCUUGUGGGUUUGAUUCCCAUGGGGGGAAAUGAGGGAGAAAAAGAAUGAAAAUGUAGUCAUUGGCUGUGUGGAUAAAUGUGUCUGCUAAAUUACUGAAAUAUAAUUUAUUUUACAGAGAAUGUAUACAGCCCUUUGUUGAAGAUGUCUUUCAUACCUUAACAAGAAUUAAAAUUGUCCGCAACUAGAAAUGUUCUCAUUUGCCAAUAAACUUGACAGCAAAGCCUGAGGCAGCUAUCAAAUUUACUAGCCGGCAUAGAAGAGUUGCUGCUAACGAAACAGUUUUAAUCAAAAGUUUCAUCCUAGCUUGUUAAUAUGACACUCAAAUUCAACAAUGCAAAUGUUUUCAGUUGGUCUAUUGCUCGACGGCAGUUUAAAGAAUGACAUAGUCUUAGAAUUCUUCUGUGUGGACAUCCUGUGUGUUGUAAGACAAUAAUUCACACUCUAGAAUUCCCUUCCAGCCAACCAGAAAUUAGUAUUCAACAAUGCCGUCGUAUGAAUAGGGAUUUCUGGAUCCAUUGCUAUGUAGAGGUUCACGCUGGCAAAUGAAUACAUUUCUACUGGGUAAUACGUUAAAUUACGGUCAUGGGAUGAAAGACAUGACCAACAUACCAGUGUGCAUUCUCUGGAAAAUAAUAGCAACUCUGCAGACUCCACUAAAUAAAACACCUUCCACGUUCAAUAUUUUCCUGAGUUUGCACGGCCCUCUGUUGAUUAUCACGUAUAUCAACACACGGCACGGUGUGUGUGUUUUGCUGAGCUGGUUAGGAAGAGGAGAUGACUGGACAUCUAACCAAUGAUUCUCUUUAUUUCCCCAUCGUUCUGUGUACGUAGUGCACAAAGCCGUCAUGUUCCUGUUGGCCUCCAAAUGAUAGACCCAAUCACACGUCACUGGUCUUGAACAAAGCACACAUUUCUGUUCUGUAAGCACAGAAGCUGUAGACACAGGCACAAGUGUUUUGGGUGGUUUGUAUUACUCUGACCGAAACUGAAGCUUAACAUCAGUGACUGGAGAAACAACACCCUGUACACACACCAAUGAUUAUAACAUAUUAUUAAUAUUAUUAUUAAAGGUAAAAAAAAAACAAGAAAAAGCUAUAUACAUUAUUGUUGUUAUUC
Molecule: messenger RNA, 3640 nt
Organism: Esox lucius (northern pike)
Lineage: Eukaryota; Metazoa; Chordata; Actinopteri; Esociformes; Esocidae
Gene: c22h3orf70
Product: chromosome 22 C3orf70 homolog
Exons: 2
Coding region: 436-1278 (280 amino acids)
Source: RefSeq, a predicted model, not a curated record